This is a messenger RNA of Frankliniella occidentalis (western flower thrips), 1774 nucleotides long. Its product is annotated as keratin, type I cytoskeletal 9-like. The coding region runs from base 87 to 1505 and encodes 472 amino acids. The transcript is spliced from 3 exons. The record is from RefSeq and is a predicted model, not a curated record. NCBI's taxonomy places the organism in Eukaryota, Metazoa, Arthropoda, Insecta, Thysanoptera, Thripidae.
AGUUCCGGCGCCGAAGGACGUCAGUCUCUUGUUCUCUUCGCCCCGGUGGACACCCUUCAAUUGGAUUUGUUACACGCCCCGCCAGCAUGAGAGUGUUCUUGGUUGUGGCGCUGGCCGCCCUGGCCUACGCCAGAGCGGAGGCGGGCUACAACUACCAGUCGCCGUCCAACAGCUUUGGCGGUGGUGGCGGAGGGGGAGGUUACUCCAGCAGCCGCGGUCCGUCUUCAAGCUACGGCGCGCCAUCCUCGAGCUACAGCGCACCUAGUUCGAGCUACAGCGCACCCAGCUCUAGCUACAGCGCUCCGAGCUCAAGCUACGGCGCACCCAGCUCAAGUUACAGCGCGCCAUCUUCAAGCUACGGUGCCCCUAGCAGUGGGGGUUUCUCUGGAAGCAGUGGGCCUUCCCCAAGCUACAGCUCCCCGAGCACUAGCUACAACCCACCUAGCUCUAGCUACGGCGCUCCUAGCUCAAGCUACAGCGCGCCAUCUUCAAGCUACGGUGCGCCUAGUUCAAGCUACAGCGCACCGAGCUCGAGCUACAGUGCUCCAUCUUCCAGCUACGGCGCCCCAAGUAGCGGUGGUUUCUCAGCCAGCAGCGGAGGCUACUCUGGUGGCAGCAGCGGCGGAUACUCUGGCGGCAGCAGCGGCGGAUACUCUGGCGGCAGCAGCGGCGGAUAUUCUAGCGGUGGCAGCGGAGGCUACUCCGGAGGCAGCAGCGGUGGAUACUCUGGCGGCAGCAGCGGAGGCUACUCUGGCGGAAGCAGCGGCGGCUACUCUGGCGGCAGCAGUGGUGGCUACUCUGGUGGAAGCAGCGGCGGCGGCGGCUACUCCGGCGGCGGCUCCCACGGUGGUAGCGGCGGCUUCUCCGGGUCCUCGUCCUUUGGCGGCGGCAGCAGCUCCUUCAGUUCGGCCAGCUCCUCAUCCUUCGGAGGGAGUAGCUCUUUCGGUGGCAGUGGGGGCUACGACUCGGGCGCGCUCGUCCAGAAGCACAUCUACGUCCACGUGCCCCCGCCAGAACCCGAGUACCAGCAGAACUCCCGGCCCCAGGGCCCCGUGGCACCCCGCAAGAAGCACUACAAGAUCGUGUUCAUCAAGGCGCCCACCGCACCCACACCCACCGCGCCGUCCUUCCAGCUGCCGCAGCAAGACGAGCAGAAGACUCUCAUUUACGUGCUCGUCAAGCGGCCAGACGAGGCACCCCAGUUCUCUCUGCCAACCGCCGCACCCACCCCACCAUCAAAGCCCGAGGUGUACUUCAUCCGAUACAAGACACAGAGGGAGCAGGGCGCUGCUGGCGGCUACGACAGUGGAGUCGGUGGCGGUCUUGGAGGUCUUGGCGGCGGCCUCGGCGGUGGCCUCGGCGGUGGCCUUGGCGGCGGUCUGGGAGGCGGUCACGGUGGAAGUGGCGGCAUUGGCGGUGGCCACGGGGGUAGCGGCGGCGGCGGCGGUCCGUCAGGCCCCUCAAGCAGCUACGGCGUGCCUAGCGCGGGCGGGGGCCCAUACUAGACGCAGUCCUCACGCCUCUCGGGGGCCCAGGGGGUGGGCCCCGCGAACACUAGUCCAGUCCCCUGGCCCCUCUCCUCAACGUGCCAAACAAAACCUCAUGAGACUCCAAAGAGACGCGCGCCCCGCCGCGGCAACUAGUGAGCCGGGUCUAUGUUAUUUAUUGUUGCACCCCUUAUGGGGUAUGUAAUAUAAUUGUUUGUACAUAUGAAAUUUUUUAUGUUUUGUAUAAAGAAAAGAAAAACCCGAAUAAAAUGUUACCUAACUAUUGA